AUGUACGUCUUCCGGCUGAUCAAUGUCAUCCUUGAAACUCCGGCUGAAAUGCCCUCCCCUCAACGUAUUGGCCACGCUCUUGGGGAGGUCGGCCAUCUUUCUAUUGCUGUAGCCGGACAGAACCUCGUCCUCAUAUAUCUUUGUUCUCGGGUCGUAACACCGUGGGUUGCAGAUUUCUGCAUCUUUGCUGCCGUUACUCUCGUCCUCGACCUGGCAUUUCAUUUGACGUUUUUCCUUGCCGUCCUAAGCGUCGACGUACAGCGAAUGGAGCUUUCCGACUCUCUCGAAAGGAUCGACCUGAAUCAACGAGCAGUUAAGAAGCGCCGGACUGAACGCCAGACCUGGCUCUCGGCAUUACGACAAGGCACAUUACCUGUCAGUACACGAUUCGCAGGAUCCGUUGCGAUCUUAUCGUUCUUGUUAGCCAUCAAUUGGCAUUUCUUUGACAGCAGUGGCCGAAAGCUUUCCGUGCACACAGUAAAGGAGAGAUUGUUCCGGAGACAAGUCAAACUAGAAGUGCCUUCAACAUGGAGUCCACCGUCUAUCAACCAGGCCCGCACCCCUGCUGAUUGGUUGCGGAUACAAGAUCAUAACACAGCAAAAGAGCUCUUUGAUUUUAUCAAGCCCGGUGCACACAGUUUUGUCGCCAGGAUCUAUGACCCAAUCCUGAUUGUGUCAAAGAACGCAACAGGUAGAGACGUCGCGCAGAAAACGUCUUCUUUGGCUGAAAGCUUUCGCCACUUCGCCCGAGGGCAUGCAUAUUCUGCUGCAUUGAUAGUUGCGUUCUUGAUAGCGGGGGUCACCUUGCUCAUGAAUUAUCUUCUCUGGACUGGUCUCCCUGAAGGUGUUGGGGAAGAAGAUGAGGAUGAGGAUGCCCUUUUUAACGUCGAAACGCUGUCGGCUGUCCAAGCGCUGGACAUAGUCCGGCUUGCCUCUUCGCCAAAGGGCCACAUCGUCAGUGUAUCGCUGGAUCGAACAACAUCAAUCUGGUAUCAUGAUCAGAACGGCUUCCGGCAGACAACAUUACAAACAGCUGCCAUGAAACCAAAACUUUGGCCCAUCGUAGCAAGCGCCAUCGAUGAUGCGAGCAACCUGCUCGCAUUGUGUAGUACCGAUGGGUUGAUAGGUCUUUGGAACCUUACCGCUGCACGAUUUUCGACGGUGCAAACCGUAGACCUGCGCGGUCAAAUACCUAUACUGCUCACGUUCACUACGAUACCACGAGCCGGCCAGGACGUCUUCACUCUUCUUCUUGUGACUGCGGACGGCUACUUGACGGAAUUUGAGACGCGAGGUGGAAAUCAUCAUACUAGAAGAAUUUGCACACGGGCUGUGCUCUGCGCUACGAUCUAUACUUCCCGCAAAGGCGAGCUCAGCGUAGUUUUCGUCACUAGAACCGGAGAAGUACACAUCUUGGCUCUCGACAGUGGUCACGAUAAGACGUCCGAAGUGGUUGCGGGCCUUGAUCCAGGGCCACCGCCCGGGAGCAACCCGUUGAAGAUACGCUGCAUUGAGGCAGUACCUGCCUUAGGCUUGAUUUUCGCGCUACGGGAUGAAGAGGCAGAGAUAUUCGACUUCAACAGCCGUGCGCUUGUCCAUGCCUUCCGAAUUGGCCACGCAAAGCCUCAUUUCUUCCGUGUCAUGCACUCAGCACCGCGGCAGUGCGCAUGUGGCGCGCCAGCUGUUCAUUCUCUUUCCGUGGCUUACGCGGAAGAGGACACUGAUCACUUGAUCAUGCAGACCUUUACGCUUGAUGAAUGUCCGACAUCUUUGAUAUGUUUAGGCAAACCCUCCGAUAAUGACACCCACACUUGCCGAGGUCUUGCUUCUGCACAGGAUAUUGUUCAUAUCGUCGAGCCAGCUGGAGCUUGGGAAGCUAUAUCAGCUGUUGGUCUGGUAGGCAUCCGAAGGUGCGACUCAGCGCUGACUCCAUCGUCAGUUGCUUCUGGUGCAGAGUAUGCGCCACCCAGGCCUUCAGCAUUAGCAUCUGCACUAUAUGAGCGUGCCGUGAGGCACGAUAUACCAUUCAAGAGCGCAAUCACAGCAACAUCGACCUCCCCAUCUACCCACAACACCGACGGCGAUGCAUGGCAGGCAUGGACACUUUCAAUGAGCGGCGAAUUCCGCUCACGCCCACUUACUUCUACCUCACACAACGACACAGACGAGCUACUCGGCGACGAUCAACUUUUUGUCGCCACUCCUGGGCCCAUCACCAAGCUCGGCAAGAGAAGCGUCGCCGUUGGCUUUGGCAACACGAUUAAAAUUAUCACGCUGGGAAAGGAAACAUUCGAUGGGUCAGGCACCAGUGUGGACCUGGGCAUGGCGAUCCACAAGUCGAAGAUGAGACGAGGACCUGGAAGAAAGCUGCAAUGA
This is a messenger RNA of Didymosphaeria variabile, 2376 nucleotides long. RefSeq lists its product as uncharacterized. Gene Ontology annotation, biological process: SREBP signaling pathway. Gene Ontology annotation, cellular component: Golgi membrane; endoplasmic reticulum membrane. Bases 1 to 2376 code for a protein of 791 amino acids. NCBI's taxonomy places the organism in Eukaryota, Fungi, Ascomycota, Dothideomycetes, Pleosporales, Didymosphaeriaceae. Gene Ontology annotation, molecular function: sterol binding; protein binding. The transcript is spliced from 2 exons. The record is from RefSeq and is a predicted model, not a curated record.